UUAAGCUUCUAUGCUUCAACAUUCGAUGGCAAGCCUGGCUUCAAUUAUGUCGAGAAACCUACCAACGGUAUUUACAGUAAUGUAACGACGUCCUCCCACCAACUGUUGGUGACAGACAUCCGCGGCUCAGAAGAUCAAGUCAACCUCGACCGCGACGCUGUUCUGACCGUUUCCAACAUACCGGACCACGGCUGUACCUUUACAGACGAUGCAAGCGUCAUCAAUGACUUCUAUCCCCAAGUCGGACAACUCCUCCUUCAGCACGUUCCUGGUGCCCAACGUGUCUUCAUCUUUGACCACACGAUUCGUCGCAAAUUCGGAGAUCGAGGUCCCGUCUUGCGCGCACACAUCGAUCAAACUCCCGCAUCCGCUCUCGCAAGAAUCACGCGGCAUCUUCCUGAUGAGGCUACAAGUCUAUCCAAAUGCCGCGUGCGUCUCAUCAACUUCUGGCGUCCCAUCAAUGGCACUGUCGAAAACUAUCCGCUGGCAUUUGCACUUUCCGGAUCUGUUCCAGAUGCGAAACUUGAGUCUGUGAAGCAUCACUAUCCUACCUGGACGGGUGAGACUUAUGGCGUUGGGUAUAGCGAGGGGCAGAAUUGGUGCUAUUGGAGUAAGAUGGGGAAUAGUGAUGCUUUGUUGUUGCAGUGUUUCGAUAGUGAGAAAGGAGGAAGGUUGGCGCAUUCUGCAGUUGUGGAUCCGACGUCUACUUCUCAGAAGUACAGAGAAAGUAUUGAGGUUCGAGCCUUGGUCUUUGGUUAA
Hyaloscypha bicolor E is the source of this 759-nucleotide messenger RNA. RefSeq lists its product as uncharacterized. NCBI's taxonomy places the organism in Eukaryota, Fungi, Ascomycota, Leotiomycetes, Helotiales, Hyaloscyphaceae. The record is from RefSeq and is a predicted model, not a curated record. The transcript has a single exon. Gene Ontology annotation, molecular function: oxidoreductase activity. The annotation marks the transcript as partial.